Molecule: messenger RNA, 991 nt
Organism: Megalops cyprinoides (Indo-Pacific tarpon)
Lineage: Eukaryota; Metazoa; Chordata; Actinopteri; Elopiformes; Megalopidae
Gene: styx
Product: serine/threonine/tyrosine interacting protein
Exons: 11
Coding region: 138-812 (224 amino acids)
Biological process (GO): regulation of ERK1 and ERK2 cascade; negative regulation of protein binding; negative regulation of SCF-dependent proteasomal ubiquitin-dependent catabolic process
Cellular component (GO): cytoplasm; nucleoplasm
Molecular function (GO): protein tyrosine/serine/threonine phosphatase activity; F-box domain binding
Source: RefSeq, a predicted model, not a curated record
UGGCGGACAUGCAUGUGGAGCUCCAAAACAAACUCCAACGAUACUACAGUUAGCUAGCUAGUUACUCCUUCAAAUAGCAUCAUCUUACGGCGUCUGCUGUGCGGGUUGGGCCACCGGUGCCCAAAGAACACCGCAACAUGGACGGGGAAAACAAGCUUCAGUUCCCGUCCCUGCCUGCCUCCAAGGAAGACCAACUGGACUGGGCAUAUCCAAUGAGACGAGAAAUGCAGGAAAUCUUACCUGGCCUGUUUUUAGGUCCUUAUUCAGCUGCCAUGAAGAGCAAGCUGCCCACCCUUGAAAAGCAAGGGAUUACUCAUAUUGUUUGUGUCAGACAAGAUAUUGAAGCCAAUUUCAUUAAGCCAAACUUUCCACUGAAAUUUAGAUACCUUGUCUUAGAUAUUGCCGAUAACCCUGUGGAAAACAUUAUUAGAUAUUUCCCAAUGACUAAAGAAUUUAUCGAUGGAAGUUUACAAACUGGAGGAAAGGUACUAGUUCAUGGAAAUGCAGGAAUAUCAAGAAGUGCUGCCUUAGUUAUUGCCUACCUUAUGGAAACAUUUGGUGUAAAAUACAGGGAUGCUUUCAGCCACGUUCAGGAGAGAAGAUUUUGCAUCAAUCCAAAUGUUGGCUUCGUGCAUCAGCUACAGGAAUACGAAGCAAUCUACCUAGCCAAACUUACCAUCAAGAUGAUGUCGCCAAUUCAGCUGGGCCGAUCAUUCUCCUUACAGGCAGGGAUGCCAGGGAGCCUGAAGAGAACGCUUGAGGAGGACGAGGAUUUUGGAGGCAUGCAGGUCACUGCUGCGCAGAACGGAUAGGACCCUGAAAGCGCUUCACUCAAAAAGGACUUAUUUUUACAUUUUUAUUGGGAUGAAAAAGAAAAAAAAAAUUAUUUAAACUUUUCUAAUGGGUGGGAAAGGGGAAAGGGGAGGGGGUAGAGAGACUGCUCUUGGCGUCUGAGACCUCUGGAGCUGGGGACGGAUUUGAGAUGUGAAGA